AUGCAGAACGUGGAUCCUCCUUGCGACAUUGUUACAGAAUUUGCGGAGCUGUUUGAGAGGGCCCAAGCCACAGACAAGGUGGACAGCUGCAGGAAAACACUGGCAGAGCUCACCAUGAUGGAGGCCCAGAUAAAGGCCCAGGCAGAGGCCUUCAAGCGGAUGUCUCAGGGCUACGAAGCCAGCAUUGACUCCUCAACAGACUUCAUGGCUCGCCUGGAGCAGACUAAUGCUGAAAUCCCUGUCAAUUGCAACCCAGAAGAGGAGGAGCGCUUCAGGGAGAUGCAGGAGAAGCUGUGGAGGGUGAAUCACCCGAACGAGCCCAUGCCAGCUGCCGGCGGGGCUGCAGACGAAGAUGAGGACGUCAUUGUUGCAGACUCUGGCAAUGACCUUGCACGCAAUGUCAAGUGUCCCAUCUCUGGCGUGGAGGUGCUGAAUUUGAAAGAGCCUGUGGUCGAUGAAGUCGGCUUUGUGUACGAGAAAGAGUCCAUUGAGGGUUGGCUCGUGCCUCAUGGAAACCGCCCCGUGGAGGCACCUAUAGCCGGCACGAGCCACAAGAUCACGAAGGCAGGGCUUAAAAAGGCUACCAGGGUGAUCAGGGAGCAGCGAAGGAGGCAGAAAAGACCCCAGACACAGCAGGCAGAGGAUGCAGCUGUGCUGGACGUUUGA
Messenger RNA from Coccomyxa subellipsoidea C-169, 666 nucleotides. RefSeq lists its product as hypothetical. Gene Ontology annotation, molecular function: SUMO ligase activity. Lineage: Eukaryota; Viridiplantae; Chlorophyta; Trebouxiophyceae; Coccomyxaceae. Bases 1 to 666 code for a protein of 221 amino acids. The record is from RefSeq and is a predicted model, not a curated record. Gene Ontology annotation, cellular component: nucleus; Smc5-Smc6 complex. The transcript has 5 exons. Gene Ontology annotation, biological process: double-strand break repair via homologous recombination; protein sumoylation.